Messenger RNA from Merops nubicus (carmine bee-eater), 3179 nucleotides. RefSeq names its product TATA element modulatory factor 1 (gene TMF1). NCBI's taxonomy places the organism in Eukaryota, Metazoa, Chordata, Aves, Coraciiformes, Meropidae. The record is from RefSeq and is a predicted model, not a curated record. The transcript is spliced from 16 exons. The annotation marks the transcript as partial. Gene Ontology annotation, cellular component: Golgi apparatus; endoplasmic reticulum.
GAACAAACUCCCUCAUCAGUGGAGGAUGGGAUACCUCCUCCUGGGGCUUGGGAUCCAGCGCGGAGCCGCAGAACCAGCCGGUGUCGCCCACAGCCAUCACCAAGCCUGUGAGGAGGACGGUGGUCGAUGAGUCUGAAAACUUCUUCAGUGCCUUUCUCUCCCCGACAGACGUGCAGAGCAUACAGAAAAACCCAGUGGUGUCCAAACCUCCAGCCAAAUCCCAGCGGCCCAAAGAGGAGGUGAAAAGCACUUUAAAGGAGCCUCAGCACCCCAGUCAGCUGGAAGUACCGGUGACGACAGAAGCAGAAGUGAAGGAUUCUUCUGUAGCUGGCCUAGUGGACUUGAAAAACCUUGAUGUUCCUCAGGAGAAGGUAGAAGAGAAUUCUGCACUUAAACCUGAUGCCAAGCAUGAAGAAAGCACAAAUGAAGUUACUGACAAAAAAGCGUCUGCUCAAAACUCACAAGUACCUGAGGAUGCUCUUAAUGAAAAAUCCGGGGGAGGAGGGGAGGGGGUGGGAGGUGCUCCAGGCAGGGGCAGCUCCUCACAGCCUCCUCAUGCAGCUGCUAAAGAUGUGGGUUUGGAGGCUAAGGAGAGAAAGACUGAGGACAGGCAAAGCAACACACCCUCACCUCCAGUUAGCACUUUCUCCUCCGGGACAUCCACAACCAGCGAUAUUGAGGUUCUGGACCAUGAGAGUGUGAUAAGUGAGAGCUCAGUGAGUUCUAGACAAGAAGCUGCAGAUUCAAAGUCGAGUCUUCAUCUGAUGCAAACAUCAUUUCAGCUCUUGUCAACGUCUGCCUGUGCAGAUUAUAAUCGCUUAGAUGACUUCCAAAAAAUGACUGAGAGCUGCUGCUCCUCUGAUGCUUUUGAAAGAAUCGAUUCUUUUAGUGUACAGUCAUUAGACAGUAGAAGUGUCAGUGAAAUAAAUUCAGAUGAUGAGUUAUCAGGCAGGGCUUCUGCUUCAGCAUCGGUCGCUGUCAGUCCUUCUGCACCAAAGACAGAGAUGGUGGGUGCCCUGAAGGAUAAACCUGAACCCCUGAAGGAUGCCCCAGCUUUACCUGCUGAGGAAGCUGAGAUGGAGGAGAGCGGGCGAAGCGCGACCCCCGUUAACUCCGAGCAGCCAGAUGUUCUGGUUGCUGCUGUGCCAGCUGCUGAAGAGCAGAUUGUUAGAGAGGAGACUGAGCCACAGCAGCAGGGUGCUGUUGAAAAAUUGCCAGAAGAGGACACUGAAAAGCAAGAGCUUGAAAAGAUGAUUGAUUCAUUAACUGAGAAACUGGAGAAGAGGGAAAUACAGUUAUUAAGUACUAGUAAAGAAAAGGCCCGCCUGGAAGAAGCUUAUGAUAACCUAAAAGAUGAAAUGUUUAGAAUGAAAGAAGAGAGCAGUAGUCUUUCAUCUCUUAAAGAGGAAUUUGCUCAGCGAAUUGCAGAUGCUGAGAAGAAGCUCCAGCUAGCCUGUAAAGAAAGAGAUGCAGCUAAAAAGGAAGUAAAGACUAUUAAAGAAGAAUUGGCUACUAGACUUAAUACCAAUGAAACUGCUGAAUUACUGAAAGAGAAAGAAGAACAAAUCAAGGGAUUAAUGGAGGAAGGAGAAAAGCUUUCCAAACAGCAGCUGCACAAUUCCAACAUUAUUAAGAAAUUAAGAGCCAAAGAGAAAGAGAGAGAAAAUAUUAACACAAAACAGAACAAAAAGAUUAAGGAAUUGGAAGAGGAGCUGCAGCAUUUAAAACAGGUGCUGGAUGGCAAGGAGGACCUUGAGAAGCAGCAUCGAGAGAGCAUUAAACAACUGAACAGUGUUGUGGAGCGACAAGAAAAGGAUCUUGCCAAACUUCAGGCAGAAGUGGAAGACCUUGAAGAACGGAACCGCAGCGUCCAGGCAGCGCUCGACAGUGCCUACAAGGAACUUGCAGAUCUUCAUAAAGCCAAUGCAACAAAGGACAGUGAGGCACAAGAAGCAGCCCUAAGUCGGGAAAUGAAGGCAAAGGAGGAGCUUGGGUUAGCUCUGGAGAAGGCCCAGGAUGAGGCACGGCAGCAGCAGGAAGCUUUGGCAAUUCAGGUGGCGGACCUGCGGCUGGCGCUGCAGCGUGCGGAGCAGCAGGCAGCAAGGAAGGAGGACUAUCUACGCCAGGAAAUCAGUGAACUGCAGCAGAGACUCCAAGAAGCAGAGAGUCGGAACCAAGAACUAAGUCAAAGUGUCACAUCUGCUACACGGCCACUUCUCAGGCAGAUAGAAAAUCUGCAAGCCACGCUGGGAGCACAGACCUCUGCGUGGGAGAAACUGGAAAAGAACCUUUCUGACAGACUUGGUGAGUCUCAAACUCUUCUAGCAGCAGCUGCUGAGAGAGAACGGGCUGCUACAGAAGAACUUCUUUCUAAUAAAAUUCAGAUGUCUUCUACUGAAUCUCAGAAUAGUCUUCUAAGGCAAGAAAAUACACGUCUUCAGGCUCAGCUAGAAGUGGAGAGAAACAGAUUGAAGAAGAUGGAAAAUGAAAACAGUAGGUAUGAGGUGGAACUAGAAGGACUGAAAGAUGAAUAUGCAAAGACCUUGGAGGAUGCAAAGAAGGAGAAGACGCUGCUAGCUACUCAGUUAGAAAUGGAGAAGAUGAAAGUUGAGCAGGAAAGAAAGAAGGCAAUUUUUGUGCAAGAAGCAGCAAAGGAGAAGGACCGGAAGUCAUUUACAGUUGAAACGGUUUCAAGCACUCCAAGUAUGUCACGCUCCAGUUCCAUAAGUGGAGUUGACAUGGCAGGUCUUCAGACAUCUUUCCUCUCACAGGAUGAUUCUCAUGAUCACUCAUUUGGGCCAGUAGCUACUGGUGGGAGCAAUCUUUAUGAUGCUAUAAGGAUGGGAGCAGGUUCAAGUAUAAUUGAAAACCUUCAAUCUCAACUGAAACUAAGAGAAGGAGAGAUUUCACAUCUACAGCUGGAAAUUGGAAACCUUGAGAAAACUCGAUCAAUAAUGGCAGAAGAACUGGUUAAAUUAACAAAUCAAAAUGAUGAACUGGAAGAAAAAGUGAAGGAAAUACCAAAAUUACGUGCACAGUUAAAGGAUUUGGAUCAAAGAUACAACACAAUUCUGCAGAUGUAUGGAGAGAAGGCAGAGGAAGCUGAAGAACUGCGACUCGACCUCGAGGAUGUGAAAAACAUGUACAAGACUCAGAUAGAUGAACUUUUAAAACAAAGG